AUGAGUGAGUACUUGGCGGUAGGGAUUGGGGGGAGUAAUUGGCUGAAUUCAUUAGCAGGAGUUAUUACCCAAUUGCCUACUAGAGCUGUGAAUUGUCUCCACCGAUACUUAAAGACGUCGAAUGUACGCCCUCUAAAUGACCAUGUCAGUUACCUGGGAGACCAGUCAUGGCAUGUGUCGUUCCCAUCUCCACAUCUGACUCCAAAUCACAAUCCCACUUCAUCUGGAAGUGUGGCUGAGAGCAAUUAUCCGCUUGACAAAAUGUCUACCAUGAAGCACGACCUCCAAUAUUUGUCUAAGGCAAUGGAUUGGUGGGAGAGCAAAUGUGAUAUUCAUGGCCAAGUGAUGGGAAACUUGGCCAACAAGUUGAACAAAACAUAUGCUGGAGAAGUGAAGCAAACUCUAAAAGCAAUAAGUCGGAGCAAAGAGUUAGAGUCUCUCAAGUUAAAAUUGGAAGAGACAAAGAAAUAUAAUGUCCAGCACUUCACAAAAUCUGAAGACUAUAACUAUGAAAUGGUUGAAUGUUUCAACAACGGCUUUGAAAUGUUCCGAGAUUAUAUGCUUCAGUUGUCUCAUCGGACUACAAUUGGAGCGAAAUUGAUGUAG
Messenger RNA from Prunus armeniaca (apricot), 606 nucleotides. Lineage: Eukaryota; Viridiplantae; Streptophyta; Magnoliopsida; Rosales; Rosaceae. The record is from the annotation of a GenBank genome assembly.